UCCGUCACAUCCGGUGCCUCCUUUCCGCAGCGCGCGAGCGAGCGAGCGGCUGAAGGUCGAGUCUUUGCGGACGGACAGUCGGUCGGAGAGCAGCGACGUUGCGGACUGUGUGGUAACUAAAUAUCUUCAGAAAAUCUGAAUGGAGAGUAUUAGAGCAUCCAUUUCUAACUUUUUUGGAGGCGAGUUGAGAUCAUAUACUCGAUUUAGUCUGACACGCCAAGCGGAUGGAGAUAUGAGCAGAGUUGAGAUGAAAUCAGCAGACACUGAGAAUGAUGAGGAAAUAGGAGAUGGGAUGGUAGAUGGCAUGCUGACACGCAUCCAGAAACCUCACGAUAAAUGUAAAAGCACCAUGAAAACUUUAAUGUUUGCUGUUUUUUUUCUUACAAUAGGAUUUCUAGUUGGUUAUCUUGCAUUUCGUGGUCAGACACCAAGAACAACGCAUACUGUGACAGAACCAUCUCCAAGACCAAAUGUACCUAUGAAUACACAGGAGCAGGAGCAGGAGGAGGAGCAGGAGGAUGAUUAUAAUGAGGAUUAUGAUGAGGUUUCAGUACUACAUUUCUCUGAUCUUCAGAAAAUGCUGCAAGAAUCUCUGGCCGAGACUGAACUGGAGCCUAUAAUUCGCAAAGUUUCUGAGAUCGGUGAUCACCAAACUGGUUCCAAUGGCGAUCUGACUAACGCUAUGUACAUCAAAGAAGAGUUCACGAAGAUGCUUCAGCAGCAAAACGUCUGGAUUGAUACCCACUACGUAACAUUGCAGGUUAACAGCAAAUCUCCAAAUAGAAUAUGGAUCGUUGGUGGUGCAAAGAACGAAGAGGUAGUGUUAGAAGAGAAAAAUUCAAACGUGUAUUGUCCAUUUAGUGCAAAUGGUACAUUCACGGGCAAACUCGUAUAUGCUAAUUACGGGACAGAAGAUGACUUUAAAGAAUUGCAGAAACAAAUGGAUGUCAAUGGCACUGUUGUCAUUGUUCGUGCGGGCGAGAACAAUUUUGCUGAGAAGGUUUUUAACGCUGAGAAGAUGAAAGCUGGAGGUGUUCUAAUCUAUCCUGAUCCCAAGGAUUAUCAACUAAAUGGAGAUGUGGCAAUGUUUGGACAUGUUCACAUGGGCUUGGGUGAUCCUCGGACUCCUGGAUUCCCUUCCUUCAAUCAUACGCAGUUUCCUCCAACCAAAUCAUCAGGACUUCCUGGAAUUUUGGCUCACACAAUCAGUGCCAAUGUUGCCUCUCGUCUACUCCACUUGCUUGGUGGUGUAGAUGCUCAAAAGAGUUGGCAAGGCAUUGGUAAUAAACUUGGACCAGGGUUUGCUGAUGAUAAUGAACAAGUAAAGCUAGAAGUGAAUAAUGUUGAAGAAAUGAGACAGAUGCAUAAUAUAUUUGGUGUUAUUCAGGGUAACGAAGAAAAGGAUCAUUACGUUGUGAUUGGUGCUCAGCGUGAUUCCUUUGGCCCUGGUGCAGCAGAAUCUGGAGCAGGAACUGCUUUGCUGCUGGAAUUGGCAAGAAUCUUUUCUAAGUUGGUUGAAGGUGGGUUCAGACCUAGACGAAGUAUAGUCUUUGCAAGCUGGAGUGGUGGUGAUUUCGGAGCAAUUGGAGCAACGGAAUGGCUGGAGGGAUACAUGUCUGUGUUGCAUUUGAAGAUCUGUAUGUACAUCAGCCUCGAUAAGACAAUACAGGGAGGAAACGACUUCAAAAUGUAUGGCAGCUCCAUGUUGCACAACCUAAUUCGACGCUCGAUUGAAAUGGUGAAGAGUCCUUUAUCUUCAGAAAACAUUUUCAAAAAAGCUCAAGCAGUUAAUAGUAAUUGGGAGGAAACAGUUUUGGUACCAAUUCCUUUGGAUACCAGUGUUUAUGCAUUCUUGGCAAUUGGUGGGAUUCCAACUGUUGGACUGUGUUUUGUCAAAAACGAUAAGUAUCCAUUCCAUACAGAAAUGGAUACAGUGGAUACUCUCUUACAGUUCACAGGGGGCAAUCUUGAGGCAGUAGGUCGUGCCGUGGCUGAAGUUGUUGGAAUUUCAGUAAUUAAGCUAACUAUGCAUCAUAGUCUUCCACUUGAUUACCAAAAAUAUUCUAAUGAACUGACUAAUCAAAUUGUUAAAUUUCAAAAAUACACAACAUUGCUGGAGGAACGUGGACUGACUCUGCGGUGGCUGUAUUCAGCACGUGGGGCCUACUUCCGUGCUGCACAUGAACUGUCAAAUGAAAUAGAUGGUUCUGAUUUGAAUGAUGCUUUGCUCUGCAGAACCUACAACAAUCGAAUGAUGAGGGUGGAGUACAAUUUUCUUUCUCCUUAUGUGUCUGUAACCAGUUGCCCAAAUAGACACCUGCUUUAUGGCAGAGGACACCACACACUUCAUGGUAUUCUGGAGCAGCUGGCACUUCUGGAGAAGACACCAGACCUUGUUGAUUUCAAUGUGAUUCGUAAUGAUUUGGCAUAUGCUACCUGGACAAUCCAGGGAGCAGCUGAAGCACUUGCUGGAGAAGUGUGGACAAGCAACGAUGGCUACUGAUCUGUGACUUCAAAGGCAUUUAUGAUGGUUUGUCAGUGGGCAUAACAUUCACUCAGAUGCUGAGACAUUAUUGCCUUUGGUAGUUGUAGAAUUUAUGGAGUAAACAUGUUGAUUAGAAACUAAAUGCAGGAUACUUUCAGCAAAUCAGGCAGCAAAUGUAGAAAGGGUCAAUAUUUUGGAUCCAAGAUCCUUCAUCAAAUUAAUUUAAUUUUUCAUUAGAAACAUUUUGUUACAUAAAGCUGCAUUUUUCUUUUAAAUUUAAGCACAAAGGCAAAUAUAUAAAGUUUAAGAACAGACAAGUGAUUUAUGUUGUAAAAGUGAAGAGGCAAUAAUAUCUCAGCUUUGUCAUUUGUAACAUCCUACACUUUAAGCUGCUGCAAGCCAUUUUUUACAUUAGCCUUUAGAAGAGAAUG
This is a messenger RNA of Amblyraja radiata (thorny skate), 2916 nucleotides long. RefSeq names its product transferrin receptor protein 1-like. Gene Ontology annotation, molecular function: carboxypeptidase activity. Bases 140 to 2503 code for a protein of 787 amino acids. The transcript has 19 exons. Lineage: Eukaryota; Metazoa; Chordata; Chondrichthyes; Rajiformes; Rajidae. The record is from RefSeq and is a predicted model, not a curated record.